Messenger RNA from Theileria orientalis strain Shintoku, 7860 nucleotides. RefSeq names its product chromosome condensation protein. The transcript has 20 exons. Gene Ontology annotation, molecular function: RNA helicase activity; nucleic acid binding; ATP binding. Bases 1 to 7860 code for a protein of 2619 amino acids. The record is from RefSeq and is a predicted model, not a curated record. NCBI's taxonomy places the organism in Eukaryota, Apicomplexa, Aconoidasida, Piroplasmida, Theileriidae.
AUGGGUAGAAGAGAUAGGUCACAUUCUUCACACAGGAACCGGUCGAGAAGUACUCGAAGGGAAAGGAGCAGAAGCCAUAGAAAAAGCGAUAGAACACAUUCUUCUCGAAGAAGAGAUAGAUCGAGAAGCGAAGAAAGAGAUAGAAAAAGAAGAUCGCAUAAACAUCGCAGAAGUUAUUCAUCAUCAAGUUCAUCUCCAGAGCCAAAAAGAAGUAAAAAAGAGGAAAAGGAGUAUGAAAAACCAGUGAUAGUUGAAGAAACAAAGCAGCCAGAUGCUGCAAAGAAGGAAAAUAAGACGGAAAUGGACCAAAAGAAGCUUGACAGACUGAACAGAUUUAAAAAACUGGCAGAGAGUAGAAACAAAGCAACUAACGAUCAAAAGAAGACAGUGACAAUAAAGAUAGCAGCUGAAAUAAACCAGAAGCAAGAAAAGAAGAUACUUUCAGCCUUUCAAGGGAUUAAUGAACCAGCUUACGAGGAGAAGACGAUAGUGGAGGAGUUUGAGGAUGGAAUAGACCCCCUGGACCAUUUUAUGUCGAAUCUGGAGUUAGAGGACGAUAUCGUGUACGAUCAGCCAGAAUCGGUGCCUGAAGUAGCAAUUGACACGUCGAAGAUCGCAACGCUGGACGAUGUACUGCAAUGGUCGGCGGAGCCAGCACCGGAGGAGGCGGAGGCGGACGGAGUAGACGAGCACGAGGAGGAGUUCCUGUCAAAACUGCUUAAUAAAACGAAGACAGAUAGGCCUGAAAGGUUCGAGGACGACGACGAGGAACGAGAACGCUAUUUCAGCGACGACGAAUAUGAUCCUUUGAAGGUGUCGAUGGGCUCAGAAUACACAGAACUGCUGGCCAAAAUUAAGAGCAAGAGGGAGCUUCCGAGAGUAGAUCACACGAAGAUAGAAUACAUGCCCUUUAAGAAGAACUUCUACGUGCAGGUCUCGUCGAUCACGAACAUGAGUGAGCACGAAGUGGACGCGUUCAGAAAGGCGAACGGAAGCAUACGCGUCUACGGGAAGAAGUGCCCGCGGCCAAUAUCGAGCUUCUCGCAGUGCGGCCUCCCGGACCCGAUUCUGUCGAUUCUGCAGAGGCGUGACUACGAAAAGCCGUUCCCGAUUCAAAUGCAGUGCAUCCCUGCGCUGAUGUGCGGAAGAGAUGUGAUAGGCAUAGCGGAGACAGGAUCAGGGAAGACGUUGGCGUUCCUGUUGCCGGCGAUUCGGCACGCGCUGGACCAGCCAAAGCUGAGGGAGAAUGACGGAAUGAUAGUGCUGAUAAUAGCGCCGACGAGGGAGCUCAUCAUGCAAAUCUCGAAUGAAUGUAGCAAGCUCUCAAAGUCGGUGGGACUGAAGACGCUGUGCGUGUACGGAGGAGCAGGAAUAGGAGAGCAGCUGAACGCGCUGAAAAGAGGAGCGGAGAUAGUGUGCGGGACGCCAGGAAGACUGAUCGACGUCCUGACAAUAAGUAACGGCAAGGUCACAAACCUGAGGAGAGUGACCUUCCUGGUGCUGGACGAAGCAGACCGAAUGUUCGACAUGGGAUUCAGCCCGCAGAUAACAGCAAUCGUGGAAAACAUAAGGCCAGACAGGCAGACGGCGCUGUUUUCAGCGACGUUCCCAACGUCAAUAGAAAAUCUGGCGAAGAAGAUACUGAGUAAGCCGCUGCAAAUCAUCGUGGGACAGAGAGGAAAGAGCGCAUCGCAAGUGGACCAGCACGUGCUGGUGAUCAACGAGGACAAGAAGCUGCACAAGCUGCUUAAGCUGCUGGGAGAGUGGCACGAGCACGGAAGCAUCAUCAUAUUCGUCAACAGACAGCUGGACGCAGACAACCUCUUCACAGACCUGCUGGUCUACGGAUACGAGUGCGCAGUGCUGCACGGAGGACAGGACCAGACAGAUAGAGAGUUCACGCUCCACGACUUCAGAGAGGGGAAGAAGACAAUACUAAUCGCAACGUCAAUAGCAGCACGAGGGAUCGACGUGAAGUCUGUGGUGCUGGUCAUCAACUACGCAGCUCCAGACCACUUCGAGGACUACGUGCACAGAGUAGGGAGGACGGGCAGAGCAGGGACGAUAGGAACGAGCUACACGUUUCUGACGCCCGAAGAGGCGCCGAAGUCGCACGACAUCAUCAAGGCCCUGAGGCUGGCGAGUCAGGAGGUGCCGAAGGAGCUGCUUCAGAUAUCGCAGGCGCACCUGGCGACGAUGGACGGAAAGGUGAAGUUCCGAGGAGGGUUUGGCGGCAAGGGCUUCAAGUUCAACGAGACGGAAAAGUCGCGCCAGCAGCAAGAGCGAAGAAACGCAAUCAAACUGAUGGUUAUUCAACGACAAACUAUGAUACAGGCAACUAGAUAUUGCCUAAUUGAAGACAGCGAUAAGGAGGAGGAGACUGAAGAGGAGGAAGCAGAAGCAAGUGUUCCACAAAAGGCAAUUGCGGCACUGCAAACAGCAAAGGAACUGGCGAAGCAGUUUGAGAAGACGCCAAUAAAUCAGCCGACGCCUAUGAUCAAGGGGCUGUCGUGCGCAGGGUACAUCGACGCGACCACAGGAAAUACGAUCGACGAGUUCGACAUCAACAACUACCCGGACUCGGUGAGAGUGAAGAUAACGAACAGAGAAGUGCUCUCGAGAGUGGCGGAAAACACGAACGUUAGCCUGCAGGUGAAGGGCUGCUACAUCCCAGCAGACCCCUCCACGAGGAACCUUGCGCUCAUGGCAGGGUCCAAGGGGCUGUACAUUGAAAUCGUAGGACCAUCUGUAAUCUCGGUACAAAGAGCAGUAGGUGAACUGAAGAUGAUUGUACAGUCGACGAUGGCGCCGCAGCCCACGCAACCGGGCACGAAAAUGACCGGACGCUACUCAGUUAUUGUGAGUUUGGGUAUGGAUGUGUACGAGUCUGAUCACGACCUCAAACACAUCCCCGUAGUUCCACAACUAAUAUCCCUGGGUCUCAACCAUUCGCUCUGUAUAUCGAGGACGAAGGUGACAAACCCUCCGUCUAGCUCGAGGAGGACGAAGGACGGAGCCAAACACACAGUUUCGCACUUGAAUGUGUAUUCCUGGGGGAAAGUGCCCUUUAACUGCCUAGGUCAGGGCGUGGACGUGAGCACUUCCGAGUAUCCGAAGAUAAUACCCUUCUUCAGCGGCAGGAAAAUAGCCCAGGUGGCCUGCGGAGACUACCACUCGGCAGUGCUGGUGAGCUCCUCGAAGCAGCACCCGAACGCCGGCACCGUUUUCACGUUCGGGCUGGGAAACUCGGGAAGGCUGGGCUACCACAUCGACACAAAUUCAGACGUACUAUCGCAGCAAAUAGGCACCGAGGAUAAGGAUGAGCCUUCCUGGUGCACGCACACCCCGCAGCCGGUUGGGCUCUCAAUUGGACUCAGGAACGCAAUCGUUUCAAUAGCGUGCGGCGCUAACCACACGCUUGUGACAACUGUCGACGGGUGUGUGUAUUCUUGGGGAAUGGGAGCGUAUGGAGUGCUGGGAACGGGGAGCGUCGCCAACAGAUACAACCCAGUGAAAGUCGUGUUCCCCUCGGACAACAUAUUCAUUUCCAAGUGCUGCGCAGGCUCGAGACACUCAAUGGCCCUGGACAAGGAGGGGAACGUGUGGUCUUGGGGCUACGGAGGAAAUGGGAGGCUAGGGCUCGGGAGCACGAGAAACUACUACACGCCUAACCUCAUAAGGAUCUUUGACACGUAUGAAGUGUUUCAAAUAUCAUGCGGAGACUCGCACAGCGCGUGCUUGGACAGGUUCGGAACAGUGUACACCUGGGGGUGUUGCCGAGGAGGGAAGCUAGGGCUGGGAAAGAUAGUUUCGGACGUGCUGGAGCCGGCAGUGGUUGAAUCUCUCAAGGGAACGCACAUAAUACAGAUUGCUUGCGGCACUGGGAAUACUCUUGCGCUAUCCGCAUCAGGGAAAAUAUACCAAUGGGGGUGUACAUUAGGGUUUAACAAGCAGUCUGAGGGGCUAAUUUCAAACAUAGAUUAUGUGCCGCAACCUGUCCCAGACACGGGGUUCAAGAACGUGUUCAUAGCCGCAGGGCCUUACAGCUGCGCAGCAAUAAACAUUUUCGGAGAUCUUCUAACUUGGGGGCUGGGAACGGGGUAUCGGCUGGGCCACGGAGACUCGAAGGACCACGUGGCUCCGAAGUUUGUAUCGCACCUGAGAACUAGAAUAUACAUUGACACACUGCUGAAGGUAUACGACGAGACUCCGAUGGAGUUGCAAGAUAAUGUCAAGGCCGGCGCAACUAACGCGCACGACGAGAAGAGAAUACAGCAGAUCGCAGUGGGAGACGGCCACGGAGUGCUGCUCACGUGCAAUGGCACAGUGUACACUUGGGGAGUGAACAACGGCACAGGCUACAACAGCACAAAGGACCAGAUAGAGAGUUACUCGGAGCCGAUGCUGUUUAACCACUUUUCCUCGAAAAUCUCUAAAAUCGCAUGUGGGUCGAACCACAGUUUAGCAAUAACGGUAAAUGGGCUCCUGUUCACCUGGGGAUGCAACGAUAAUGGACAGCUAGGGCAGGGUGACCUGAGAUCGCGAGUGAUACCGGACCACGUGCCUUACAUUGAGAACUGCAUAAACGUCUUCGCAGGAGUCGACAACAGCGGAUGCAUAUGCUCCUCGAACCACGAGGACUUCAUGAAGGACGAUUACGGGACGCUGUGGGUGUUCGGGUCCUCCAGCUGCGGUAAGCUGGGCCUGGGCGAGGCGCUGACGUCGACUGUGAUGACGCCGAGGGAAAUCACAACAGUAACAGGAGUGUACAAGCUGGCUCUAGGUACUAUGCAUUCAGUAGUUCUUACUCACGAGGGGUCGCUGUACUCCGCGGGCGCUGGAACGGGAGGGAGGCUGGGAACCGGAGACACCAGCAACUAUUUCGUGUUCACUCCGGUCAAAACGGAAGUUAAGUUCGUCGACGUCUGCGCCGGGUCCUCGCACAGCCUGGCGAUUUCUGUGGAUAACGAGCUGUACGGCUGGGGAGAAGGGAAGUACAUUUGUUCGGACGAGAAGCAUGUUCUUGAGCCAACGCUGAUGGAAGUGAUACCAUCUCCCACGGGAGAGGCAAAGGUGAUAUCGGCGGUGGCGGCAGGGAACCAUUCGCUGGUGCUCACAAAUAGCGGAUACGUAGCUGCAUUUGGAAAUAACACCUAUGGACAGCUCGGAGUGCAGCUGAGCAUCAAGAGCUCGGCAAACAACUUCAUAAAGAUGCCGUCCACAGUAAACCUCGACGCAAACGUGACGUGCAUAGCCACCUCGAGAUACUUUUCAUCCUGUUCAACCCUGAAGGGGGACGCCUAUUCUUGGGGAUUGUCGUCAGACGAUAGGCUUGGAGUAGGAUUUACGAACAACAAGGUUGUAUACGCGCCCACAACGAUCGUCAACACGAGCAUGAUCGGGGACAUGAUGGACCAGUUUGAGCUUGAUUCGUACAAGUAUACCUCCAUGAGCGGAUAUGAGAAUUUGAUAAACUAUUUUCUUGAUGAGCUGCACUAUUCAACGGACCCGCAGAGCGUGAACUGGAGUAACUUGCAGAUAAUCUUGAAAAACGAGGAGAGAAUGACAAGUGAAGUGUCAAUAAGGACCUUCGAGGACGACCUGAUCAAGUGCCUUAAGACCCACGUGGAUUUCAUACUGAACAUGAGCGAGAGUUACACGAGGCUGAAGGCGCUCCAGUUCAAACUUAUGUCGAUGGUGAAGGACUUCUGCUCGCUGCUGGGGAGCAAAAACAAGGAGAUCGUCUACUCGAAGAACCUGCUCGGGCCCUUCAAGUCGAAAAUGUCGCAAAUAGAGAAGCUGGUGGAAAUACUGUUCUUGCAGCCUGCGUAUUUCAUGAGAUUGGCACUGUUCUCUUCGAACGUUGACAUGGUGGCGAAGGUGUACCACGACCUAUGCAUUCCACGAGUGCACAACCAGUUUUUUGCGCUGCUGAGGUCGCUUUUGAGGGAGGAGAUACAGCUGUUCUUUAAGCCUUCGAACCCACUGAACGCAUCGUUCUCGCCGUUCGCAAGGAUCCUGAAGAGUUACGCCUUUAUGAAGUACCUCGCAGUGGAGAACGCGCACCUGUUUCUAUCAGUUCACAACAAGGACUCGGUUGUAUCGCAUUUCGCACAGACGGGGCACAAUUUGCUCAUCCCGGAUGAAAACUUUGACCCCAAGGAAACGAAGAAGUUUAGGGAGGGCAUGAGCCACUUCGGGUCGUUCAUAAUAUUCCUGAGCUCAGUGUUGUCGAACAUGGUGGUCCACAAGAACAUUCGCCUCCUGCUCAUUCAGAUGCACAGGAUGGUCAAGGACAAGAUACCGAUAGAGUGGGCGUCGCCAAGCGUCCCCCUGGAGUACCUGUCAAUAUUCCCGCUGAUUCCGGUCUUCGUGUACGCAGUAAUCCAGCCGUUCUUUAAGCAGCCGAAUGAAAUCGCGGAGUUGUGUGACCUUCCAGCGAUAACGGACGAGGGCCUGCUAAAGAACCUGUCUGUAGUUUCCGAAUACUUCGAGUACAUCGUGAACCCGAAGCUGUCUAUGCCGCCGAUGCCUAAGCAGCUGACUUCCAUCGCCCAGAGCAUGUACAGCAACCUUUCGAAGCUGUUUCUGGAGUACAUAAAGUCGAUUCUGCACGCCGAGGACAACUUCUACAUCGACAUCACGAUGGACACCUUCAAGAGCCACUUUGACACUGAGUACCUGGACGUGAACAUCGAGGCGCACGUGCUCGCGCAGCUGGUGAACCUGUGUCACCUGUCGCAGCACUACCUCAACCUCUCGGCGCACGACCCCCUGGUUAGGCUCGUCUCAGGGAUCUCUGGCACCAAGAAGAUAUCCGCGAACGAUCUGGUGUACAGCGAGGACUUCGUGUCGCAGCUUGAGGCGAGCAAGUACACCGUGAACAUAAAGGUGGACCACAGGUUCAUGGUCCACGACAAGAACAUGUCCUUCUGCACGUACUCGAACACCUUCGUGCCACAGCGGCUCGCUUACAGGCAGAGCACGUACUCCGAGGACUGCAUCAAGUACAUAUCGCUGAUCGUCAGGUACUCGCCCAUGGGCAAGUUCGACCCCCGGAAGGUCCUGCAAAACGCCCUCGUCUCCCUGGACGACCUCGAGGUCAAGUACGGCACCUACGACGACCUGAUAGACGAAAUGCACCUGAAGUCGAAGUACUUCUCAAGCCUGAAAAACCCUGACUUCAAGAGCGCCGAGGUGGCCAAGGAAGCCUUCGAGGUCCUUCAGAAGCUCAAGAGCCAGAACACGACGCCCAGGGCCCUCGUCAAGAGCCUGCUUGAGAAGCUGCUCGAGCGGGUGCGGCACCGGAGGUACCUGCUCUACAUCUACCAGCACCAGAACGAGAUUGAGCAGUGCCGGCGCAGCUUCGAGGCCUCCGUCGCCUACCGGAUCCAGUACCUCACCGAGUGCAUAAACUCCGUGGUCUACGACUACGCCGAGCCCUGCAUCAAAAAGGCCUCGAUAAAGCACAACGUCACGUUGUUCUCGCCCAGCGCCAAGAAGGUCGUGGAGCGCAAGAAGAAAGAGUCCUCGUUCCGCGAGCACGGGUGCCUCGAGCUGUACCGAAACGGGAUUCUAAUUCCUGACGACACCGUCACGACCCACAUGUUCAACCGGCUCAGGAUGUUCUUCUCCGCCAACAUUGACACUGGCUGCUUUAUCACCCUCAGUGGCGUCGACCCUUCCUCCAGCAACCAGGAGUACAUGUUUCUCAGCUUCGAGCUGCUGCAGAGGCUCGUCGACUCUUCCAACAGUGGCUACCACCCCGUCUUCGUCAGCGGCGCCUACCCCUUCGGGAUGUUUCUCAUAAAGGCUUCUUUUCUCGUUGACACUUUCAUGUCUCUUUUAAGAAACUACUGA